UCACCCUCGGAAUAUAUUCUUUGGAACACCAAGGCCGCUUCCGGUUGACGAGGACACGUCACUUUUUCGAUUGAGGAAGGGGGACCUGUGCAAAACUCGCUCAUUUUAACCCAUUUGUUGAAAUUAGACGACAACAACUAUGUCGAACUCGGUCAUAUCGGUGAUCGCUCGGUUUCUAGAGGAGUACACCACCACGACGCCCAACAAGCUGAAAGUGGUGGACUCAUAUUUGUUGUACAUCUUGUUGACAGGAGCGCUGCAGUUCCUCUACUGUCUGCUCGUCGGCACCUUCCCCUUCAAUAGCUUUCUGUCGGGCUUCAUCUCGUGUGUUGGCGCUUUCAUUCUCGGAGUGUGUCUUCGUAUCCAGAUCAACCCACAGAACAAAGGAGACUUCCUGUCCAUCUCCUCAGAGAGAGCCUUCGCUGACUUCCUAUUCGCUCACACCGUCCUGCAUCUGGUUGUGAUGAACUUCAUUGGUUAAAACAGACGUGCGUCUGACUCAGUGUCCUCCCUCUCAGAUCACGACCGAGAACUUAUCAAAACUCCCCUUCAGGACAUGGCGCUACAUCUGCUUUUGUGCCAGAGUGACAUCCCACCAUCAACACUGAAUUAAUUACAUCUUGUCACACAAGAUACAAUUUCCCUGCAGAUAUGGAUUGAUUUCUUGUAUUCCUUUUUUUUUUUUUUUACAUUAAAAUUUGUAAAGCAUUCCCUUUUGCACUGAGAAGAAGAAGAAGAAGAAUAAAUAAAAACAACUCAAAUGGUUACCUUGAGAA
Molecule: messenger RNA, 776 nt
Organism: Anarrhichthys ocellatus (wolf-eel)
Lineage: Eukaryota; Metazoa; Chordata; Actinopteri; Perciformes; Anarhichadidae
Gene: dad1
Product: defender against cell death 1
Exons: 3
Coding region: 140-481 (113 amino acids)
Biological process (GO): protein N-linked glycosylation
Cellular component (GO): membrane; oligosaccharyltransferase complex
Source: RefSeq, a predicted model, not a curated record